AUGGACCACGAGGAUCAAAUCGACUUGAUACUCGAAGGUCUCCCUGAUGAGUACAAACCGAUUGUUGAUCAAGUUGAAGGGCGUGACACUCCUCCUUCAAUCAUAGAGCUUCAUGAACGCCUCCUCAACCAUGAAGCUAAGCUGCUGUCCAACGGCUUGACUCCGUCGUUUCCAGCGUUUGGGAACGUUGCUCAACAACGCUCCUCCUCAAACAACUACAACUGUAGCGGUCGCAACCAAAACCGCAACAAUCAUCAACACUCCAAUGGUGAUGCAGCGUGGCCAUCGUCACCGUCUGCUCCUCGUCCCAACUAG
Molecule: messenger RNA, 315 nt
Organism: Microthlaspi erraticum
Lineage: Eukaryota; Viridiplantae; Streptophyta; Magnoliopsida; Brassicales; Brassicaceae
Source: the annotation of a GenBank genome assembly